GGUUCAGUUGUGUGGUUUGGUAGGAGCUGAUAGAAGUGACAGGGUUUGCAGUGUCACUGGACUACUACUUUGGCUGAAGCCAUGGGGUUUCUCUUGAGAUGGCUUCUGUUGUCCUUGCUAGCUGUUGGAAGACAUCAAGCCCAUGGUCUCAGUAUUGGAUCUGCUAAGAAGCAUGGAGAUAAAGAAGUACCAGUUUCAGGCUAUCAACCAUAUUCAAGUGGAUCUAACACUGGCGUAAGCUCUUUAUGGAGCGCUUGGCUUCUUGGUGGUGAUGAUGGUUUAACCUCUCAUGCAUAUAAGGCAACAGUGUCUGAUCAGCAGCCUCGCUGGCCCCCCCAGCAACCGCAGACUGGUCUACAGCCACCUCUGCAGGUGCCCCAGGUUCCUAGCUAUCCUCCCCAACCGCAGGUGCCCCAGGUUCCUAGCUAUCCAGCCCAGCGUCCGCAGGUGCCCCAGGUUCCUAGCUACCCUUCCAAGCCGCAGGUGCCCAAGGUUCCUAGCUAUCCUCCCCAGCCGCAGGUGCCCCAGGUUCCUAGCUAUCCUCCCCAGCUGCAGGUGCCCCAGGUUCCUAGCUAUCCUCCCCAACCGCAGGUGCCCCAGGUUCCUAGCUAUCCUCCCCAGCCGCAGGUGCCCCAGGUUCCUAGCUAUCCUUCCCCGCUGCAGGUGCCCCAACCCCAGGUUCCCCAGAUGCAGCAGCAGCCUGGCUAUCAUCCCCAGCAGCAGCAGCAGCAGCGGCCGCAACAGCCCCAGGUUCCCCAGCGACCCAAGCAGCAGCAGCCUGGCUAUCCUUCCCAGCAGCAGCCUGGGUAUCCUCCCCAGAAGCAGCUGCAACAGCCCCAGGUUCCCCAGCAAACACAGCAGCUGCCUGGCUAUCCUGCCCAGCAGCAGCCCCAGCGUUCCAAGCAGCAGCAGUCUGGCUAUCCUCCCAAGCAGCAGCCGCAACAGCCCCAGGUAUCCAAGAAACUCCAGCAGCAGCCUGGCUAUCCCGCCCAGCAGCAGCCGCAACAGCCCCAGGUAUCCAAGAAACCCCCGCAGCAGCCUGGCUAUCCUGCCCAGCAGCAGCCGCAACAGCCCCAGGUAUCCAAGAAACCCCCGCAGCAGCCUGGCUAUCCUGCCCAGCAGCAGCGUCCGCAACAGCCCCAGGUUCCCGAGCAUCCCCAGCAGCAUGGCUAUCCUGCCCAGCGUCCGCAGGUGCCCAAGGUUCCUAGCUAUCCUCCCCAGCCGCAGGUGCCCCAGGUUCCUAGCUAUCCUCCCCAGCCGCAGGUGCCCCAGGUUCCUAGCUAUCCUCCCCAGCCACAGGUGCCCCAGGUUCCUAGCUAUCCUUCCCAGCCGCAGGUGCCCCAGGUUCCUAGCUAUCCUCCCCUGCAGCAGGUGCCCCAACCCCAGGUUCCCCAGAUGCAGCAGCAGCCUGGCUAUCAUCCCCAGCAGCAGCGGCCGCAACAGCCCCAGGUUCCCCAGCGACCCAAGCAGCAGCAGCCUGGCUAUCCUUCCCAGCAGCAGCCUGGGUAUCCUCCCCAGAAGCAGCUGCAACAGCCCCAGGUUCCCCAGUGGCCCAAGCAGCAGCAGCCUGGCUAUCCUUCCCAGCAACAGCCACAACAACCCCAGCGUUCCAAGCAGCAGCCUGGGUAUCCUCCCCAGAAGCAGCCGCAACAGCCCCAGGUUCCCCAGCAACCGCAGCAGCAGCCUGGCUACCAUCCCCAGCAGUGGCCACAACACCCCCAGGUUCCCCAGCGACCCAAGCAGCAGUCCCAGGUGUUCCAAGAGUCUUUUUACAUGCCCCAGAUGCCACGUUACCUGCCCAAGCAGCCACGUUAUAGUAAUUAUUGAACUUUGGCCCAAGGAGUUCUCCAAAUGGCUUCAAAUUGGUACAGAGCCACUGAAGACCAUGGAUAUGAACUUCAAUUAAAUCGACAGUCACACAAUCUGAGAUUCAGGCUUUCAAAUACAGACUUUACUCAAAUCUAUGUUUUGUGUUUCAGGCAUCGCAACACUGGCAUUUCUUAAAAUACUUCUUCCAACUGAACCAUUGUCUUGACUUGUCAAUAAACUCACUUUGUAUCCUGUAA
Molecule: messenger RNA, 2066 nt
Organism: Anoplopoma fimbria (sablefish)
Lineage: Eukaryota; Metazoa; Chordata; Actinopteri; Perciformes; Anoplopomatidae
Exons: 5
Coding region: 82-1827 (581 amino acids)
Source: RefSeq, a predicted model, not a curated record